Messenger RNA from Cricetulus griseus (Chinese hamster), 2769 nucleotides. Lineage: Eukaryota; Metazoa; Chordata; Mammalia; Rodentia; Cricetidae. The record is from RefSeq and is a predicted model, not a curated record.
AUGGUCCAGCUGGGGAAGCUGCUCCGCGUCCUGACUUUGAUGAAGUUCCCCUGCUGCGUGCUGGAGGUGCUCCUGUGCGUGCUGGCGGCGGCGGCGCGCGGCCAGGAGAUGUACGCCCCGCACUCGAUCCGGAUCGAGGGGGACGUCACCCUUGGGGGGCUGUUCCCAGUGCACGCCAAGGGUCCCAGCGGAGUGCCCUGCGGUGACAUCAAGAGGGAGAACGGGAUCCACAGGCUGGAAGCUAUGCUUUAUGCCCUAGACCAAAUCAACAGCGAUCCCAACCUGCUGCCCAACGUAACGUUAGGCGCGCGGAUCCUGGACACUUGUUCCAGGGACACUUAUGCGCUCGAACAGUCGCUCACUUUCGUCCAGGCGCUCAUCCAGAAGGACACCUCCGACGUGCGCUGCACCAACGGCGAGCCCCCGGUUUUCGUCAAGCCAGAGAAAGUAGUUGGAGUGAUUGGGGCUUCGGGGAGCUCAGUCUCCAUCAUGGUAGCCAACAUCUUGAGGCUUUUCCAGAUACCUCAGAUUAGUUAUGCAUCCACGGCUCCCGAGCUCAGUGAUGAUCGGCGCUAUGACUUCUUCUCUCGAGUGGUCCCUCCUGACUCCUUUCAAGCUCAGGCCAUGGUAGACAUUGUAAAGGCCUUGGGUUGGAAUUAUGUGUCUACUCUUGCAUCUGAAGGAAGCUAUGGAGAGAAAGGUGUGGAGUCCUUCACACAGAUUUCCAAAGAGGCAGGUGGGCUCUGCAUUGCCCAGUCCGUGAGAAUUCCCCAAGAGCGCAAAGACAGGACCAUUGACUUUGAUAGAAUUAUCAAACAGCUCUUGGACACCCCCAACUCCAGGGCCGUCGUGAUUUUUGCCAACGAUGAGGAUAUAAAGCAGAUCCUAGCAGCAGCCAAAAGAGCUGACCAAGUGGGCCAUUUUCUCUGGGUGGGGUCAGACAGCUGGGGAUCCAAAGUCAACCCACUACAUCAGCAUGAAGAUAUUGCAGAAGGAGCCAUCACCAUCCAGCCUAAGAGAGCAACUGUGGAAGGGUUUGAUGCUUACUUCACAUCCCGCACACUUGAGAACAACAGGAGAAAUGUAUGGUUUGCUGAAUACUGGGAAGAAAACUUCAACUGCAAGUUGACAAUUAGUGGGUCCAAAAAGGAAGACACAGAUCGCAAAUGCACAGGACAGGAGCGAAUUGGAAAAGACUCCAAUUAUGAGCAGGAAGGUAAAGUUCAGUUUGUGAUUGAUGCUGUCUACGCCAUGGCACAUGCCCUUCAUCACAUGAAUAAGGAUCUGUGUGCUGAUUACCGGGGAGUAUGCCCAGAGAUGGAGCAAGCAGGGGGAAAGAAGUUGUUGAAGUAUAUCCGCAAUGUUAAUUUCAAUGGUAGCGCUGGCACCCCAGUGAUGUUUAACAAAAAUGGGGAUGCUCCUGGGCGUUAUGAUAUCUUCCAAUACCAAACAACAAAUACCUCCAACCCUGGUUAUCGUCUCAUUGGGCAAUGGACAGAUGAACUUCAACUCAAUAUAGAGGACAUGCAAUGGGGCAAAGGAGUCCGGGAGAUACCAUCCUCUGUGUGCACGUUGCCCUGCAAGCCUGGGCAGAGGAAGAAAACACAGAAGGGAACUCCUUGCUGCUGGACCUGUGAGCCCUGUGAUGGAUACCAGUAUCAGUUUGACGAGAUGACAUGUCAACACUGUCCAUAUGACCAGAGGCCCAAUGAGAACCGAACUGGCUGUCAGAACAUCCCCAUCAUCAAACUGGAGUGGCACUCUCCCUGGGCUGUCAUUCCUGUCUUCCUGGCAAUGUUGGGGAUCAUUGCCACCAUCUUUGUCAUGGCCACUUUUAUCCGCUACAAUGACACACCUAUUGUCAGGGCUUCUGGGCGAGAACUCAGCUACGUUUUAUUGACUGGCAUCUUUCUCUGCUACAUCAUAACCUUCUUAAUGAUAGCCAAACCAGAUGUGGCAGUAUGUUCUUUCCGGCGUGUCUUCUUGGGCUUGGGCAUGUGCAUUAGUUAUGCAGCCCUUUUAACAAAAACCAACCGGAUUUAUCGCAUAUUUGAGCAGGGCAAGAAAUCAGUGACAGCUCCCAGACUCAUAAGCCCAACAUCACAACUGGCAAUCACUUCCAGCUUAAUAUCAGUGCAGCUUCUAGGUGUCUUCAUUUGGUUUGGGGUUGACCCACCCAACAUCAUCAUAGACUACGAUGAGCAUAAGACAAUGAACCCAGAGCAAGCCAGGGGAGUCCUCAAAUGUGAUAUCACAGACCUACAAAUCAUUUGUUCUUUGGGAUAUAGCAUUCUUCUCAUGGUCACAUGUACUGUGUAUGCCAUCAAGACUCGGGGUGUACCAGAGAAUUUUAAUGAAGCCAAGCCCAUUGGAUUCACUAUGUACACAACGUGUAUCGUAUGGCUUGCCUUCAUCCCGAUAUUUUUUGGCACUGCACAGUCGGCAGAAAAGCUCUACAUACAAACUACCACUCUUACAAUCUCCAUGAACCUAAGUGCGUCAGUGGCGCUGGGAAUGCUAUACAUGCCGAAAGUGUACAUCAUCAUUUUCCACCCUGAACUCAAUGUCCAGAAAAGAAAGAGAAGCUUCAAGGCCGUAGUCACAGCAGCCACCAUGUCAUCAAGGCUGUCACACAAACCCAGUGACAGGCCCAACGGUGAGGCAAAGACAGAACUCUGUGAAAACGUAGACCCAAACAACUGUAUACCACCAGUAAGAAAGAGUGUACAAAAGUCCGUAACUUGGUACACUAUCCCACCAACAGUAUAG